AUGUCGCGCAAACGCUCUUCUCCAGCCGUAAAGCCUCUUCCGGAAGAGGUUGCAUGGCUCAAGGACGUUAAGCUUGAAUUGAGCACCACCAAUUCGAUCCGCACCUCCGUGCAGUACAUCAUUCGCGUCAUCUACCAGCCCUUGGGGGCCGCGGCUACAACGUGGGAAGUGAAGCGUACGUUUGACCAGUACAAGUGGUUCCAAAAGCGCUUGCUAAACCAUCUUCAGCCUAAGCACAGUUGCAAGGCAGAGUGCCGGUGGCUUCAUAACACCAUUAAGAAGCACUUCCCCAAGUCAACGCUGGGCUCGCGCUACCCUGUGGUCGUCGAGCAGCGCAGGAAGGCGCUGCUACAGCUACUGACUACUGUGCAAGCGUCUAUCGUGAACCAUGGGAACCGCAACUGCAAGGUGAUGAUGGAAGCCGUCUGUCAAGAACUCUCCUCGUUUCUCGUGGGCGACGAUCACCAAAGUUGCAUCGGUGUGACUCCGCCCGUGACGCCCACGACGAGCUCUGAGAUAGAAACGUCUGCUCAGUCGCGGCUAUCGUUCGCUUCUUCCGUCUCGUCAGAAGGAGACGAGGAGGUGGUCAUGAAUUACGACGGAGACAUGUUUAUAGGUUGGAGUCUUCCUGUCGAACACCUCAUGCACGAGCACACCCUGAGCUCGCUGACAUAG
Peronospora matthiolae is the source of this 675-nucleotide messenger RNA. The record is from the annotation of a GenBank genome assembly. Lineage: Eukaryota; Oomycota; Peronosporomycetes; Peronosporales; Peronosporaceae.